Morus notabilis is the source of this 582-nucleotide messenger RNA. Its product is annotated as CASP-like protein 4D1. NCBI's taxonomy places the organism in Eukaryota, Viridiplantae, Streptophyta, Magnoliopsida, Rosales, Moraceae. The coding region runs from base 1 to 582 and encodes 193 amino acids. The record is from RefSeq and is a predicted model, not a curated record. The transcript has 3 exons.
AUGGCUAGCAAUGAAAGUACAACUCCAGUUGAUAAUAAUCCAUCUGAAGGAUUGAAAAAGGUGGAAAAGUCUAAGGUUUUAUGGAUUGUGAGUCUUGUAUUGUGGGUCUUUACCUUUAUUCUCCUGUUAAUAGCACUAAUUGUUCUUGCCACCGAUACCAUUGACCGGGAAUAUUCUUUGGUAACAUAUGGAGUGCACAAGUUUGAUGAUCUUUAUGCUUACAGAUAUAUGCUUUCUGUGAUUGUCUUUGGAAUUGCAUAUAGUCUCCUUCGACUCGCAUUCUCAAUCUACCAUUAUAUAAUUAGCGAUUGUAAGGCUGGCAAAGUCAACCUUUUGUUCGACUUUUAUGGUGACAAGAUUAUAUCGUACUUGCUAGCCACCGGUGCUGCUGCGGGUUUCGGUGUGACCAAAGACAUGAACAGACUCUUUGAUAGUAAUUAUUAUUAUUCUUUUGAGCAAGUUGAUGAUUUCUGUGCAAAAGGGUACGCAUCAGCUAGUCUCGUCCUCAUAGCAUUUUUGUGCACUGCCACGUUAUCUGUGAGGUCUUCCUACGCACUCGCCAAUCUCGUGGGAACUGAAUAA